AUGACCAUCGACACUCUAGAAGAGCGGUACCAAGAAGCGUCUCCGAGCUUUGUCCACAGUUUCUCGUCAACAAUGGCUACGUUUAGAGAAGGGUCAAGAAAUACCAUCAAAGACUCCAAAGAGACCAGCGAUUUCUCCAUCGAUACGGUUGAUCCUUGUUUAAAGGAAGAGUCUUCCAUAGAUGAUCUCUCCCCAGCUGAGCUUGCAUAUCCCUAG
Molecule: messenger RNA, 216 nt
Organism: Microthlaspi erraticum
Lineage: Eukaryota; Viridiplantae; Streptophyta; Magnoliopsida; Brassicales; Brassicaceae
Source: the annotation of a GenBank genome assembly